Molecule: messenger RNA, 995 nt
Organism: Vombatus ursinus (common wombat)
Lineage: Eukaryota; Metazoa; Chordata; Mammalia; Diprotodontia; Vombatidae
Product: protein S100-A16-like
Exons: 4
Coding region: 531-848 (105 amino acids)
Cellular component (GO): nucleus; perinuclear region of cytoplasm
Molecular function (GO): calcium ion binding
Source: RefSeq, a predicted model, not a curated record
UUGAGCUAAGUCUCUUUAUAUCCCCACUCAGCCAGCUCAGCCAGGCAAAUCAGGAAGGGAGUUAGGGGAGACUUUGAGAAGAAGUCAGGGAGGAGUCUGGGCAGGUCUAGGAACUACUCGGCAGUACCUGAAAUCAGGCCAGAGAGACCCGCUGGAGGAAGAGAACUCUAGGAGGCAGGAGACUCUAUUCUGUUGGGAUGUGCGUAUGUCCUGCACUCUGGACUGUGGGGAGGAAGCAGAACUGUGGUGGCUUAAGAGUGAUGUCCUAGAACAGCUGGAGUCCUGGAGUGGCCAAGGCUGGGUGUGCCUGGCCAAGGAACGGAGGAAUUGGGUCUGCAGAAAGAGCUUGGCUCCAUUUCGAGUAACAAGAGGAUUCCCAGAACUAGGGCCUGGGCGGAGAGUUGUGAGCCAGGGACGGCCUGGAGGGGGUUGCUUAAAGAGAGAGAAGGGCCUUCGUGGCUAGAGGUCUUCCCGACGAGCCUGUAGGACCACUUGUUGAGGAUUGCUGCUCAGAACUUUGAGCAGGUGAGAUGGCGGAGGAGGAAGGCUUGACAGAGCUGGAACUGGCAAUCUAUGCCCUGGUGUCCAACUUUUUCAAAUACGUAUCCAAGCGCAGCCUCGUUCGGAACAAGAUCAGCAAAAGCAAUUUGCGAAAAAUGCUGCAGAAAGAAUUCCCCCACAUGUUGACAGACACACGCAACAGGAAGGCGGCUGACAAGCUCAUUCAGAACCUGGAUGCCAACAACGACGGGCUCAUCAGUUUUGAGGAGUACUGGACCUUGAUAGGCGGGAUCACCAGCCCCAUCGCCAAGCUCAUACGCCAGCAGGAGCAGCAGAACUGCGACUAGCAGCCCCUUCUUUCUCCUCCAGAACCUCUCCCUCCCCUUCCCAGUGCACCAGGGCAUUCUGGCCUUGAACUUCAGUUCUUCAGGCUCCAGUCUUCUUCCAGGCCCUGCUCUUUCUCACCUUUUCCUUCUCCCCAUGGACUGUUCUUC